Lobosporangium transversale is the source of this 366-nucleotide messenger RNA. RefSeq lists its product as hypothetical. The annotation marks the transcript as partial. Gene Ontology annotation, biological process: regulation of transcription by RNA polymerase II. Gene Ontology annotation, molecular function: RNA polymerase II cis-regulatory region sequence-specific DNA binding; DNA-binding transcription factor activity, RNA polymerase II-specific. The record is from RefSeq and is a predicted model, not a curated record. Gene Ontology annotation, cellular component: nucleus. Lineage: Eukaryota; Fungi; Mortierellomycota; Mortierellomycetes; Mortierellales; Mortierellaceae. The transcript is spliced from 2 exons.
AUGUCUGAACGAAAUGUUGACGGCGAUGGGAAAACCAAGAAAAAGACUGGAAAUAGCAAUAAUAACAGUGCUGGUACCAAGAAAGGCCCAGAAGUGCCUCCAGGAUUGGAGCAUUUUCAUUCAAAGUACCCCAAGCCAACACAUUCAUAUUCCUAUUUGAUCACCACAGCCAUUCUAGAAAGCCCACAACAACAAAUGACUCUCAACGAAAUCUACGAAUGGGUCAUGGAGCGAUAUCCUUGGUAUCGAACUGCCAUCAAUGGCUGGAAGAAUUCAAUUCGCCAUAACCUGUCGCUGAACAAGGCUUUCAUGCGUGUACCUCGACCACCAAGCGAGCCUGGAAAAGGAUCCUAUUGGAAAUUAGAU